UCACUCCUCUUCUUGUGUUGCGUCUCAAAUCCUCUCUCUAGAUUCCUUUAGCCUUUUUCCUUCCCCUCUCCUCCCUCUCUCGAUCCUGCCCAAAACACAACCAGGUUUCGCUCUCACCGGGCCAUCUUCACUGCCGUCGGAAGAGGAGGAGGAGGAGGAGGAGGAGGAGGAGUUGAUUUGUCCGCUGAAACGGCCAGGGAGGAUAUUUAGCAGCUCGCGCUCGACGCGUCGCAGCUCUUUGAUUGGAACAUCACAAUUUCUAUCAUCUAGGCAGCAAGGAUGUCGACUCCUGCGAGGAAGAGGCUCAUGAGGGACUUCAAAAGACUGCAGCAGGAUCCUCCAGCUGGUAUCAGCGGUGCUCCCCAUGACAACAACAUCAUGCUUUGGAAUGCUGUUAUAUUUGGCCCAGAUGAUACACCUUGGGAUGGAGGCACGUUUAAACUGACACUUCAGUUUACUGAGGAUUAUCCAAACAAGCCACCAACUGUACGCUUUGUCUCUAGGAUGUUUCAUCCCAACAUUUACGCGGAUGGAAGCAUAUGCUUGGAUAUAUUGCAGAACCAGUGGAGCCCAAUAUAUGAUGUAGCUGCUAUUCUUACUUCCAUCCAGUCUCUGCUCUGUGAUCCAAAUCCCAACUCACCUGCGAAUUCUGAAGCUGCGCGAAUGUUCAGUGAGAACAAGCGUGAAUACAACAGAAAAGUCCGCGAGAUCGUCGAGCAGAGUUGGACAGCAGAUUGAUUCAUGGUGGAUUGUGCCUACCAUUAUCCAGAAGUUAAGUUACUAUGCGUGACGAAUAAUGCUUGUUAAACUCGAGGCAGACAAAAAAAUGUGUUAAAUCAUAUUCCCUCGUUUGCAAGUGUGGAACUUGACUGUGUUUUAUUUAUUUUUUAUUUUUGUUUUGGUUAGGGUUUGCUUGUCCUUUAAAUUCACACAUUUGCUACCAGUAAAUGUAAUUGCACGCUAAAGUGGAUUAUUCAGUAUAUUGUAAUGAUGAUAAAAGUAAAAGUAUUGUAAUCUUUGAUGCU
Molecule: messenger RNA, 1025 nt
Organism: Zingiber officinale
Lineage: Eukaryota; Viridiplantae; Streptophyta; Magnoliopsida; Zingiberales; Zingiberaceae
Product: ubiquitin-conjugating enzyme E2 2
Exons: 6
Coding region: 280-738 (152 amino acids)
Source: RefSeq, a predicted model, not a curated record